AUGGGCAAACCACGGAUGAUAAUCCUGAUUCGUCACGCCCAAUCGGAAGGGAACAAGAACCGCGAUAUACACCAAACCAUCCCCGACCAUAGAGUAAAGCUCACAUCCGACGGCUGGACACAAGCCCGCGAUGCCGGUCGCCGUCUACGGUCCCUCCUACGUGCAGAUGACACUCUCCAUUUUUUCACCUCGCCUUACCGGCGAACGCGCGAGACUACCGAAGGCAUACUCUCCACCUUGACCUCCCACGAGCCUUCCCCUUCCCCUUUCCAUAGGAACUCUAUAAAAGUAUAUGAGGAGCCGCGGCUACGAGAGCAGGAUUUUGGGAACUUCCAGCCUUGUUCGGCGGAGAUGGAGAGGAUGUGGCAGGAGAGAGCCGACUAUGGUCACUUCUUCUACAGAAUCCCGAAUGGAGAGAGUGCGGCCGAUGCAUAUGACCGUGUUAGCGGUUUUAAUGAGAGUUUAUGGAGACAGUUUGGGGACGAUGAUUUUGCUUCUGUCGCUGUAUUGGUAACUCACGGCUUGAUGAGCAGAGUCUUCCUCAUGAAAUGGUACCAUUUCAGCGUCGAAUACUUCGAAGACCUUCGCAAUGUUAAUCACUGCGAAUUCCUCAUUAUGCGCAGGAAAGAGGACUCGGGAAAAUACAUCCUCGAGAACAAUCUCCGCACCUGGUCCGAACUCAAGCGAGAGCGUCUUGCUGCAAAAGAGAAAGCCAAUUCUACACCCGUAUCCGAGAAAGACAAAGAGAAGGAAAAGAGAUUACUAGGAGCAGCUACGGAUGGCACAUCAGGAGUCAGUUCCCCAGCCACGAUUCCCGUCCGCAAGAAGUGGGGAGGCUGUCCCAACGGCUGCGAUCACGGCAAGCAUCACUUCAAAAAGGAAAAUAGCAUGCACGCCAUGCAAACCAACGGGCGAGCCUCCUCGGCCAGCUCACCCGUCGCUGGGCAUGGUGAUACGAUUCAGUCCCGCCGACCAGCAGCUAGACGGUGGCAAUCCUCUUCCGAAGAAGACGAAGACGACCCCAGAGGCGGAGCCGGUGCCCCGUUCCAGGUCGAUGUGGGAAAAAGCUUGGACGAGACGGUCAGCAGUCCCGACGGAACCCCGAGCUUCAUCUCCGUGGAGGAUAGGUUACGGAAUCGAAUCAAGAGCCCGAAGAAUGAUUUCUUGGCUGUGAGGACUGCCGGGAGAAAUAUUGGUGGUUCCGCAGAUACGUCGAUGGCAGGAAGCGACACGGAGUUCUCGGCUGAGGAGGACGCCAGGAAGAGGUUGGCGAAGGGCAAGAAUUUGGGUAUUAGAGCUACAGCGGGAGCGGGGCAUGGCAGUAUUUUAGGGAAUGAUCGGGCAAGUGCGGCUGCGCUGAGUCAAAUGAGGAAGUUGAGGGAGGAGAGCGGGCAUCCGAGAGGUGCUUUGGCUGAUGCGCUCGGAGACCAAUCAGAUGUAGGUUCAGAUGCUGGCAGCGAGGCUGAUCCGGACCUUCUGAAGGAGCUGGAGCUGGACGAAAAGCAUGAUAAGAGUAUUAGAGGGAGUGUGUAUUAA
Messenger RNA from Drepanopeziza brunnea f. sp. 'multigermtubi' MB_m1, 1536 nucleotides. RefSeq lists its product as uncharacterized. The record is from RefSeq and is a predicted model, not a curated record. NCBI's taxonomy places the organism in Eukaryota, Fungi, Ascomycota, Leotiomycetes, Helotiales, Drepanopezizaceae. Gene Ontology annotation, molecular function: phosphatase activity.